AUGUCAGUAUACCGAGUCGACUGGGCCAGUGGCCAGGUUUACACGGAGAAGGAGAUGGCUCCGGCCGUGGGAUUCGCCAAUGGCCCGUCCUGGGUCCAUGAAUCCCCUUUCCUGCACGUCGACUACGAGGAACGCAGCCCGUUGGGAGCGCCGACGCUGAGGCACUUGGCCACGAAGCAGACGCUGCGGGACCAGCGGAAUCUCACUCCGUCGCAUUUCGUAAAUGUGCCCUGGUCGAUCGCGAGGCAUUUGUGGGAUUAUCUAAGCAGGAGUGGCAAAAGGACGAUGUAUAUGUGGAAAGUGUUCUGCACCGCGUAUCCUACAGAGUUCAGGAAAGUCUCCAAGUACUGCGAAAUGGUUAUAGAUCCUCCAAAAAUGCCCAUGCAAGAGUAUCUGAGUCUGGUGAAAAAUGACGCUUGCCGCUGGGUCGUUGGGCUGACCGUCUGCACCGAGUAUGCACGCACUCCGGAGCUUGUCGAGGUAGCCCAUGUCGAGAAUAUCGUAGCUCUGGAGAUCAGCACCCCGUUGCAGACCCGUCUGGUGCUAGAGGAUGAGGAGGUGGAGAUAGCGGCCUUGAGUGACCGAAUCGUGCGCACUUGGAGCGAGCUCGCAGAAGGAUCGGGGGCAUUCAAGCACCUUCGAGUGCUGAGGCUGUGCGGUCAGCAGAACCUGUCAGCAAUCGUCUUCCAAUACUUCAAAGCCUUCCCGUCGCUGCGGGUGUGCAUCGCUGCGCGCUGCAGUGGGCUUACGACCCAGUCAGCCAUGGAGCUCGCCCGGACGUACGGCUGGCAGGCAGAAACAGAAGGAGAACUAUGGAAACUCUACAAAUGCCCUGCUUCGCGCUCCAGCCAGAAAUCUGGAACUGUGGUGAGUUGGGAUGGCGACCCGAAGAACAUGAUCCCGCCUUCUGUCCAGCAAGAUACUCCGGUUCUGGAUUUCAAAAUUGGACUCCGACGGGGGAUUCCAAGAAAGGAUUCUCAACGUGUGGUCUUUUGGCGGGAGGAGCUUGAGAGUGGGACAGGAGUAAAAAGGCGCAAGGAUAGCAAUGUCGCCAUACAACUGCUUAUCAAUGCAACGGUCCGCAUUGGAACCGCGGGACCGCGCUCCGCUCCACCGGCGAUUGUUAUUGACCGACUGCAGAUCUCCGCAUCCCAGCUCCGCCGCAAGCUGCUCUGCGUGUCGCGUCAGUUGCAUUCCAGCCCCUCCACCCACGGAGCGGCCAUGGCGGACCAGCCGUCUUGCGCGGGGCAGGACCUCCCAGCCGAGUCUGCCAUUCCCUCUCCGCGCUCCAGCACCGACUCCCGCUCCUCUCACGCGCGACACUCGUCAAUGCGUCUUUCGCACCUCUCGUCUACCACGUCUCCUCACCGACAGAGCUUCAGAGACAGCCUGCACGCCAUCCCCCAGUCUCCCCGGGCGCGGCGCCCGCAGUCUUUGACCCAGGCGGCCAUCCAAGAUCUGAUCGACAAUCCCCCAGUCCAGAAUCCAUCAGACCCGGCCUUUUCGGGCCGUGACUGGCGGCAGAUAUUGAUAGGGGAGCUCGUCAGCCCAGACGAUCUCAAGUUUGUGGAGGUCGAUACCGGAAUUGAGGAGGCUACCAACAUUCUGAUCGAUUCUGACGCCCCGGUACUGCUGAUUCGGGAGACUCCUGAGCAUACCUCUGCCGUCGGCACCUUUGACUACACGGAUCUCAAUGCGUACCUCCUGAUGGUUGUGGGCUUGGCCCACCCGGCCGACGACCAGGUCACCGCGUUUCGGGAAUUGGCGCAGAAGGCAAGGGAGGGAAGCAAGAUACCAUUGAAGGAUGUCAAGGACCUCGGGCCCAAGGAACCCCUGACGACACUUCCCGUGUCGGCCAACCUGACGACGGCAGUCGAAACGUUUGGCAGCGGCGUCCACCGCAUUGUCGUGGUGAAGGAGGACAGUGAUGAAGUGGUUGGGAUACUUAUGAGCAAUGAGGGCAUAUCGUCUCUGGCGGUGGUGGACAAUCACUUCAACGUGAUUGGCAAUAUAUCCACUGUGGACGUCAAGCUGUUGACGAAAUCAACCUCCCUGCCCCUGCUGUAUAACAGCUGUGUCCAUUUUAUCUCGGUUAUCCUGUCGACGCGCGGGAUGAACGAGGGGAAAGAUUCGUUCCCGGUGUUCUAUGUCAAUCCGACCUCGACUCUGGCACACACAGUGGCUAAGAUGGUAGCUACCAAGUCGCAUCGACUGUGGGUGACGGAUCCGCAAUCUCCUUCAUCGUCAGGCCCGCCGACGCCUUCUCAUUUCGCGGUGCAUAUGCCGGUGGGGGCGCCUCCAAGCAACUCUACUCAAGCGAAUAGCCAGAAUACCGCUCCUCCGCCUCAAAACUACACCCAUCCCCAUCAUCCGACAGCGCAAGGCUACUCAGGCGGACAGUCCGCGCCGUCGAUUCCGUCGUCGUCUCUGCCAGGGUCGCGGCUGUCGGGGCGGCUCGUGGGGGUUGACCAGAAUGCAACGCAGUUGGCUAUGGAUAUAAUCUAUCACCACAUUAGUGUACAUACAGUACAUAAAUUCCAUUACCUCGAAUUAGUAUUUUCGUACCUACUUAUAGAUAGAAAUAUACCAUUCAAUUCAUUCAAUUCAUUGAAUUCCACUGAUCACACACACCGCAUGCCAUGCCCAAUUCUUCAGUCUUUCUUCCGAUUCAGCCCGAGGGCAUGUAUCCGGGAAUGGGAUGAGUCGGUCUGA
This is a messenger RNA of Rasamsonia emersonii CBS 393.64, 2712 nucleotides long. Its product is annotated as CBS domain protein. Gene Ontology annotation, molecular function: protein serine/threonine phosphatase inhibitor activity. Lineage: Eukaryota; Fungi; Ascomycota; Eurotiomycetes; Eurotiales; Trichocomaceae. Bases 1 to 2712 code for a protein of 903 amino acids. The record is from RefSeq and is a predicted model, not a curated record. The transcript has 14 exons.